UCCAGCAUGGCCAGCAGCCGGGGGCCACCCACACCCUGGGCCGGGGCCGGGGCUGGGGAUGGGCGCCCGGCCUGGGGCAGCAGGCUGCAAUACCUGCUCAGCUGUGUGGGCUUCGCCGUGGGGCUGGGUAACAUCUGGCGCUUCCCUUACCUGUGCCAGGCCUACGGGGGAGGUGCCUUCCUCCUGCCGUACGCAGUGGCGCUGGCCCUGGAGGGCAUCCCGCUCUUCCACAUGGAGCUGGCCAUUGGGCAGCGUCUGCGCAGGGGCAGCGUGGGCGUCUGGACGGCCAUCUCCCCCUACCUGGGAGGCGUGGGGCUGGGCUGCUUCUCGGUGUCUGUGCUGGUCAGCCUGUACUACAACAUGGUGCUGGCCUGGGUGCUGUGGUACCUGCUCAACUCCUUCCAGCACCCGCUGCCCUGGAGCUCCUGCCCUGCCAGCCACAACCGCACAGGCCUGCUGGCAGAGUGUGUGGGCAGUGGCCCCGUGAGCUUCUUCUGGUUCCGACGGACACUCAACAUCUCCUCGGACAUGGGGGCCAGCGGGGCUGUGCAGUGGCCACUGCUGGGCUGCCUGGCGGCCAGCUGGGGGGUGGUGUACCUGUGCGUCAGCCGGGGCAUCGAGUCCACUGGCAAGGCCAUCUACUUCACGGCCCUGUUCCCUUACCUGGUGCUGACCGUCUUCCUGGUGCGGGGACUCACACUGCCUGGGGCGGCCGACGGCCUGGCCUACCUCUUCACCCCUGACGUACGGGUCCUGGGCAGCCCCCGUGUGUGGCUGGACGCGGCCACUCAGAUCUUCUUCUCGCUGUCCCUGGCCUUGGGGGGCCACAUCGCCUAUGCCAGCUACAACCCUCCCAGAAACGACUGUGAGAAGGAUGCAGUGACCAUCGCCCUGGUCAACAGCCUCACGUCCUUGUAUGCUGCCGUGGCCGUGUUCUCUGUGCUGGGCUUCAAGGCGACCACAGACCAGGAGAACUGCCUGGACAGAAACAUCAUCCUCAUGGUGAACGCUUUUGAGCUCCCGGACCAGAGUAUCCCCCGGGAGGACUAUGCCUUGGUCCUCAAUCACCUCAACGUCACGUGGCCCGAACGGGUGGCCCAGCUGCCCCUGGAGACCUGCCUCCUGCGGGACUUUCUGCACAAGGGUGCGUCGGGCACAGGGCUGGCCUUUAUCGCCUUCGCGGAGGCCCUGCUGCACAUGCCCGGGGCCCCCGGCUGGGCCGUCCUCUUCUUCGGGAUGCUCUUCUCCCUGGGCCUCACGUCCAUGUUUGGGAACAUGGAGAGCGUCAUCACGCCGCUGCUGGACAUGGGGGUGCUGCCCCGCAGGGUCCCCAAGGAGGCCCUGACGGGCCUGGCCUGCCUGACCUGCUUCCUGCUGGCCUCCUGCUUCACGCUGCAGUCGGGCAGCUACUGGCUCGAGCUGUUUGACCGCUACGCCGCCUCCAUCAACCUCCUGGUCUUCGCGCUGCUUGAGGUGCUGGGCGUGGCCUACGUGUACGGCCUGGACCGGUUCUGCGAGGACGUGGCCUGGAUGACGGGCAGACGGCCCGGCCUGUACUGGCGGCUGAGCUGGCGGCUGGUCAGCCCUCUGCUGCUGCUGCUGGUGCUGGGAGCCUCUGUGCUGCUGCUGGUGUGCUCCCCACCCGGCUACCAUGCCUGGGACCCCCAGUAUGAGCGGUUCCCUGAGCGGCGGGAGAGGCUGUACCCCGGCUGGGUGCAGGCCGUCUGCGUGUUGUUGUCCUUCCUGCCUGCCCUGUGGGUGCCCGCCGUGGCCCUGGCCCAGCUGCUGCGGCGCCGGACAGGGGGCUGACGCUGCAGAGGGGGAACCCCUACCGAGCCGGGGCCCCCUCCAUCCACCGCACCCC
Erinaceus europaeus (western European hedgehog) is the source of this 1864-nucleotide messenger RNA. RefSeq names its product solute carrier family 6 member 18 (gene SLC6A18). Gene Ontology annotation, cellular component: plasma membrane. Gene Ontology annotation, biological process: sodium ion transmembrane transport. The record is from RefSeq and is a predicted model, not a curated record. Lineage: Eukaryota; Metazoa; Chordata; Mammalia; Eulipotyphla; Erinaceidae. The coding region runs from base 7 to 1809 and encodes 600 amino acids. The transcript is spliced from 12 exons.